Candida dubliniensis CD36 is the source of this 3705-nucleotide messenger RNA. RefSeq names its product DNA-directed RNA polymerase II subunit RPB2. Gene Ontology annotation, cellular component: RNA polymerase II, core complex. Gene Ontology annotation, biological process: DNA-templated transcription. The transcript has a single exon. Gene Ontology annotation, molecular function: DNA-directed RNA polymerase activity; DNA binding; ribonucleoside binding. The coding region runs from base 1 to 3705 and encodes 1234 amino acids. The record is from RefSeq and is a predicted model, not a curated record. NCBI's taxonomy places the organism in Eukaryota, Fungi, Ascomycota, Pichiomycetes, Serinales, Debaryomycetaceae.
AUGUCUGCUGAUGAAUCUAUGGCUGAUCCAUAUCAAUACGAUAGUAUAGAUGAACCUAUUACUCAAGAAGAUUGUUGGACGGUUAUUACUUCAUUUUUUCAAGAAAAAGGAUUGGUAUCUCAACAACUUGAUUCAUUUGAUGAAUUUGUUGAAACCAGUAUUCAAGAAUUAGUGUGGGAAGAUUCUCAUUUAAUUUUAGAUCAACCAGCUCAACAUACUUCUGAAAAAGAUCAUGAAAAUAAACGUUAUGAAAUUACAUUUGGGAAAAUUUAUAUUUCUAAACCAUCACAAACUGAAGGUGAUGGUUCGACUCAUGCAGUUUUCCCUCAAGAAGCUAGACUUCGUAAUUUGACAUAUUCUUCACCAUUAUAUGUUGAUAUGACUAGUAAAGUUUUCAAAUCUGAUGAUAAUAAACGGAAAGAUAAUGAAUUAGAAUGGAUUCAAGAAGAACCCGAUAAAGAUACUGAAACUAAAGUUUUCUUGGGUAAAGUUCCUAUCAUGUUGAGAUCAAAGUUUUGUAUGUUAAGAGAUUUGGCUGAACAUGAGUUUUAUGAAUUGAAAGAAUGUCCUUAUGAUAUGGGUGGAUAUUUUGUCAUUAAUGGGUCAGAAAAAGUUUUAAUUGCUCAAGAAAGAAGUGCAGCCAAUAUUGUUCAAGUAUUUAAAAAAGCUGCCCCAUCACCUAUAUCUCAUGUUGCUGAAAUCAGAUCAGCUAUUGAAAAGGGAUCCAGAUUAAUUUCUUCAAUGCAAAUUAAAUUAUACGGUAGAGAUGAAAAGGGAGUUUCUGGAAGAACCAUUAAAGCAACUUUACCAUAUAUUAAAGAAGAUAUUCCUAUUGUGAUUGUAUUUAGAGCUUUAGGGGUUGUUCCUGAUGGGGAUAUUUUGGAACAUAUAUGUUAUGAUGCCAAUGAUUGGCAAAUGUUGGAAAUGUUGAAGCCUUGUGUUGAAGAAGGGUUUGUUAUUCAAGAACGUGAGGUUGCCCUUGAUUUUAUUGGUAGAAGAGGGGUAUUGGGUAUUAGAAGAGAAAAACGUAUUCAAUAUGCCAAGGAUAUUCUUCAAAAGGAAUUAUUACCAAACAUCACUCAAGAAGAAGGAUUUGAAACUAGAAAGGCGUUCUUUUUAGGUUAUAUGGUGAAUAGAUUGUUAUUAUGUGCCUUGGAAAGAAAAGAACCUGAUGAUAGAGAUCAUUUUGGUAAAAAAAGAUUGGAUUUGGCAGGUCCCUUAUUGGCAAACUUGUUCCGUAUUUUAUUCAAAAAAUUGACUAAAGAUAUCUAUAAUUAUAUGCAAAGAUGUGUUGAAAAUGGUGGAGACUUUAAUGUCACUUUGGCAGUCAAAUCACAGACAAUCACUGAUGGGUUAAGAUACUCGUUGGCUACUGGUAACUGGGGUGAACAAAGAAAAGCCAUGAGUUCUAGAGCUGGUGUUUCCCAAGUUUUAAAUCGUUAUACAUACUCAUCUACUUUGUCGCAUUUAAGAAGAACAAAUACUCCAAUUGGAAGAGAUGGUAAGAUUGCCAAACCAAGACAGUUGCACAAUACCCAUUGGGGGUUGGUGUGUCCCGCAGAAACUCCAGAAGGUCAAGCGUGUGGGUUAGUCAAGAACUUGUCAUUAAUGACAUGUAUUUCUGUUGGUACUCCUUCAGAACCAAUUUUAGGGUUUUUAAGAGAUUAUGGUUUGGAAGUGUUGGAAGAUUAUGUUCCUUCAAAUGCUCCUGAUUCAACUAGAGUGUUUGUCAAUGGUGUUUGGGUCGGUGUUCAUAGAGAUCCAGCAGCAUUAGUUGAUUUCAUGCGUGAAUUAAGAAGAAGUGGUGAUUUGUCUCCAGAAGUAUCAAUCAUUAGAGAUAUUAGAGAAAAAGAAUUCAAAAUCUUCACUGAUGCUGGUCGUGUUUACCGUCCACUUUUCAUUGUUGACGAUAAUCCAGAGUCUGAAACCAAAGGGGAAUUGAAGAUCACCAAAGAACACAUUAAACAAUUGUUGAGAUCAGAUGAAUUGGAUGAAGAUGAUGAAGAUUAUGACAAUACAAGAUACACUUGGUCUUCUUUAGUUGCCGAUGGUAUUGUUGAAUAUGUGGAUGCAGAAGAAGAAGAAACGAUAAUGAUUGCUAUGACACCAGAUGAUGUAAAGGCUUCUAAAGAUAGUGUAUCAGAAUCUGAACAACAAAAAAUACAAUUGGAAGAACAAGAACUCGACCCAGGUAAAAGAAUUAAACCAACUACUAGUGGUAGCACUCACACAUACACCCAUUGUGAAAUUCACCCAUCCAUGAUAUUGGGUGUUGCUGCUUCAAUUAUUCCGUUCCCAGAUCAUAAUCAAUCGCCACGUAAUACUUAUCAAUCUGCGAUGGGUAAGCAAGCCAUGGGGGUGUUUUUGACCAAUUAUUCUGUAAGAAUGGACACCAUGGCAAAUAUCUUGUAUUAUCCACAGAAACCAUUAGGUACGACAAGAUCAAUGGAGUAUUUGAAGUUCCGUGAACUUCCAGCUGGUCAAAAUGCUAUUGUUGCCAUUGCAUGUUAUUCCGGUUACAAUCAAGAAGAUUCCAUGAUUAUGAACCAAUCAUCCAUUGAUAGAGGGUUGUUCAGAUCGUUGUUUUUCCGAUCUUAUAUGGAUAUAGAGAAAAGACAAGGUAUGAAGGCACUUGAAACUUUUGAAAAACCUACUAGAUCUGACACUUUGAGGUUGAAACAUGGUACAUAUGAGAAAUUAGACGAAGAUGGGUUAAUUGCUCCUGGAGUGAGAGUCAGUGGUGAAGAUAUAAUUAUUGGUAAGACCACUCCUAUACCGGCCGAUGCUGAAGAGUUGGGUCAAAGAACACAAUAUCAUACCAAGAGAGAUGCUUCCACACCAUUAAGAAGUACAGAAUCUGGUAUUGUUGAUCAAGUCUUAUUGACUACCAAUGGUGAUGGGGCUAAAUUUGUAAAAGUAAGAAUGAGAACAACUAAAGUUCCACAAAUUGGGGAUAAGUUUGCCUCGAGACACGGUCAAAAAGGUACUAUUGGUGUGACAUAUAGACAUGAAGAUAUGCCUUUUACAGCCGAAGGUAUUGUUCCAGAUUUAAUUAUCAACCCUCAUGCUAUUCCAUCUCGUAUGACGGUUGCACAUUUGAUUGAAUGUUUAUUGUCAAAAGUGUCGUCAUUAUCUGGUUUCGAAGGGGAUGCUUCACCAUUUACUGAUGUUACAACCGAACAGAUUUCUACAUUGUUAAGAGAUCACGGAUACCAAUCUAGAGGAUUUGAAGUUAUGUAUAAUGGUCACACAGGUAAAAAAUUGAUGGCUCAAGUGUUCUUUGGACCUACUUAUUAUCAAAGAUUGAGACACAUGGUCGACGACAAGAUUCACGCUAGAGCAAGAGGCCCAGUGCAAGUUUUGACAAGACAACCAGUAGAAGGUAGAUCUAGAGAUGGUGGGUUGCGUUUCGGUGAGAUGGAAAGAGACUGUAUGAUUGCUCAUGGUGCUGCAGGAUUCUUGAAAGAAAGAUUGAUGGAGGCUUCUGAUGCCUUUAGAGUACAUGUAUGUGGAAUGUGUGGCUUGAUGUCUGUGAUUGCCAAUUUGAAAAAGAAUCAAUUUGAAUGUCGAUCCUGUAAGAAUAAAACCAACAUUUACCAAAUUCACAUUCCAUAUGCUGCCAAGUUAUUAUUCCAGGAAUUGAUGGCUAUGAAUAUAUCACCCAGAUUGUAUACGGAAAGAUCUGUGUCUGGUAUACGUGUUUAA